GUGUUUGAAGGUAUUGUUCUGCGAAAUUACGGGGCAGUGCUCACACUUGCCCGUGGCGUGGCCGUGACAGACCAAACGGUGCUCGCGCCGACACCGUAUCGUGAUGCCUUAUUUCUUGGGGCCGAUAUUUUCUCACUUCACUGCCGGGACAUGAUGUGUUGUUGCGUUGUCAUGCAGUAGCGUAUCACCGUAAACAUGAAUGGCGAAAAACUAAUUGAAUUAGUGCCGAACUAUCCUGUGUCGUAUGAUCUCUCCAAUCCCAAAUACAUGGACACAGAGCUGAAGAAUAUAGUCUGGAAUAAAACAGCAGCAGAAAUAAAAAAAAACUGGGAAAAGUCCGUGUCGUCGCUGCCGGGCCUAUGGAAGUACCCGUCGCACCGCGAUAGGCCUCUCCACACGGGAUGGACGUGGCUUCAGGGCCGGCGGGAGGAUGAUGGUGCGGAGGGCCUGUGGCGCGUCCACGACCGCCUCUACGACCUGUCCGGCUGGGAAAAAUCCCACCCUGGUGGCGCGGACUGGAUCACACUCACCAAGGGAACGGACAUCACCGAGGCUUUCGAAGUACACCACAUCCGCAACGUCGCGGACGCCAUGUUGAAGCAGUUCUGCGUGAGGGAGGCGAGGACACGACGAAACUCACCCUACACUUUUAAGGAGAACGGGUUUUACCGCACGCUCAAGGCUCGAGCACGUGAAGCAUUAGCCAAUGAAAAAUUCGUCGGAUCAACAGGUACCAUGUACUCUAAGAUAUUGGCCGACUCGCUGGUGAUGUCAAUGCUUGCGCUGAGCGUCGUUGCCGCCUGGACCCAAAGUUUCGUGGUUGCCAUGUUGGCGGGCCUGCUGCUCACCUUCACCACCAACUGCGCCCACAACUUCACGCAUCUCAAGGACAACCUGCGGAUGUACUACUUCGACUUCUCGAUGAUGUCAUCCAGAGACUGGCGUAUCACUCACGUACUGAGCCAUCAUUUGUACACCAACACUCUUCUCGAUCUCGAGAUAUCCAUGCUUGAACCUUGGUUCAAAUUCUUACCAUUUGAAGAGAAGAACUUUUUUACUCGUUAUGUCAGUUGGAUUUAUUCUCCUAUCGUGGGGGCUUUAACCUUCCAUUUUUCCUGUAUGUCCAGGGUGGUUGACAGAUUUAGAGGCAGCAAACCUGAAAUGAGGAAAGCAGACCUUAUCCCACUGAUAAUACCUGCGUCAAUGGUCUUCAUUGCUGGGGCAUCAUUGCUGGAAGCUCUUUACAUGUGGACGUAUAUUACAGUUUGUGGCAGUCUGUUUUUCAUUUUUAUCGGACUUACUGCAGCUCAUCACCAUCCAGUGAUCUUCCACGAUGGAGAUACUCCACGGGCUGAUCUGGAUUGGGGUAUUCAGCAGCUGGAUGCUGUAAGAGACCGGCCUGUGAUAUCCAGCUCGGAUAUUCUAGGGCUUACGUUCUUCGGGCAUCACGGCUUACAUCACCUGUUCCCUACAGUUGACCACACGAUCCUGAACAAGCUGUACCCUGCGUUCCAGAAGACGUGCGCCGAGUUUGGCAUCGAGUACAAUGAUGUCAGCUUCGGUGAACUGGUCCGAGGCGCAUAUCUACAGGUCGCGAGAACAAAGCCCAACACCGUUCCUCCUGGUUCAGGAAAACACUAAUACCACUUAGCGCCUCUGCUCGUGAUGGAAAUAACAUGUUUCACGUACUGCGAUCCGAGUAACUCUUUGUUCUUAUGAAGAAGAUGUCCUUAGUGGUAUUGAAACCUGAACGAAUCUAAAAAUAAAUAAAAAUCGGCACCUGACUGGUUGUGUACUUCGUUAAUUGGAAGAGACAUUAUUAACAACGAACAGCAAAACUUCUCAAAUCCUAAGGGGACUUUACAAUUUUGCAUCCAUUUAAACAAACAGCUUAUCUACAUAAGCAAACAACUUACACGAGUAGCAAAUAAGAUACGAUUUUAAUUUUCUUUGGCCUUUUAAAGGAUUCCCGAUUUUUUCUUAACCUUUGCACGUAACUUCUUAAGUGACUUUACAGCAGAAUCAGGACCCCUUCGUCAACAAUAGACAAGGAAACAGACUCAACACGAAACAACUAUCGCAAAUUAAAGUUAUUAUAUAGCAUAUCACUUACGUGUUUUUCUCAUAGGCAGACUGUUUCCUCCAAGAAACGAUAACUGAAUGGUCUGGUAAUGAAUAGGUGUCACUGCCUGAGAAGGUUGCCUUAUCUCAGCUAAUCAGAGAAAGCCGCAGGAGUAUUUGUUUCGCUACCGAAUAUUUUGCUGGAUGAAGCUCCACGUUCCCUGUUAUUCGCAGUCAGCAUGCAUUGGAUGCAUGAAGGUAAAAUUUGCUAUAACUGUUUUGUACGUAAAGAGCCAGAGAAAAUAAUCGCCUGGUAUUACAUGAUGAAAAGGAGUGCUGUCCUCAACUCAAGGAUUGGACUGAAGACCCCAUUGCUUCACUACGCCUGGUGGUAAGGAAAGUCCGUGUCUCUUAUCUUCCUUUAACCUGAGCGGCUGGAGCAUGAGCAUCUGCACAGUUGUAAGGUAAAUUCACGCCUUAAUGUGCCAUGUGAACAGUGGUCACUUUUUUUUGAAUAUCUACAAAAAAAAGGUCCCAUAGGUGAGUGACACGCUACAUGAUACUGAAAUACAGGUAGAAGUUGCUAUGACAGGCCAUCCCACAUUUAUAUAGGACGUGUAAAUAUAAAGAGGUGAGGUUUCGCUAAGCUAUAGGGGAAAGUUUAGCGGAUUUUCGGACGUAUACACGUAAUUUUUAAUGUCUAUUAGUGUCGGAUUAUGAAACAGACUUUUUUUUAAAAAAAAUUAAUCUGCAUAACGAGGUACGAGACGGUCAGAUACUACACAGUGCCACGCAUUUCACCGAAAAUUACACGCGGUGCGGCACAUCAUUAAUCGAAAACAGCUCUCGUUUCUAUUCUCGACCUUCCAUUUCUUUUCAGGUCAGAGGUAAUGACUGAGCUGUCUGACAACAGAAAAUUUGCGAGUAGUGUUUGCUUAUUGAUUUUGAAGGACUGAAAAAUUGUUUGAAUGCAAGGGAAGUAUCGUAAAACUAUUGACGGUAGCUGAAAAAUUGAGUGUUUUUGUUGCUGUGCUAUGAAAAAGGUAACCAGCAACGGUUAUGUAUUUCACGCCUCACACAAAGUAUUGAAAGGAAAUCUUCAUUGUAAUUAAAUGUAGAAAAAAUUGUGGAACUAAUGACCAGUUUUCAUUAAUAUGUAUUGAAUUUUUGUAUAUUUGGAGAGUCAGUUCACUGUCAGAAUCAGAGGGAAUCCAUGAUACAUUGUAAUUUUCAUUGUUUGUUCUUGA
Messenger RNA from Schistocerca gregaria, 3308 nucleotides. Its product is annotated as cytochrome b5-related protein-like. Gene Ontology annotation, cellular component: mitochondrion. Bases 196 to 1641 code for a protein of 481 amino acids. NCBI's taxonomy places the organism in Eukaryota, Metazoa, Arthropoda, Insecta, Orthoptera, Acrididae. Gene Ontology annotation, biological process: lipid metabolic process. The record is from RefSeq and is a predicted model, not a curated record. The transcript has 7 exons.